UUGUGAAUGGAAUGAGAGCUCUUGAGAAAGUAUAAAAGAGGAAGAGCGACACGAUAGCAGCUUGGCUUACAGAGGGUUUCUUUUUUAAAAUUGUUGAGGAUUAUUGGUAUUGUUUUUCAUCUAAACGAUUAACAAUAUUAAUCAUCCGACAAUGGCCCUUAGCCAAACCAGUGUGUUGAAACUUUAUAAUACUGUAAUUGAUGAUGUAAUAAAUGGUGUGAAAGAUUCACUGUGUACUGAGGAAGGUGUAGAUGAAGGUGUACUAGAAGAACUAAGACAAAUAUGGGAAUCUAAAUUGAUUCAAAGUAAAGCUGUUGAGUUAAAUGCUGAUCCACCAGAACCACAACCACCUCAGAUAUUAAUACUUAAUAAAAAUAGUGGAGCCAACAAAACAGUUACUUCUAGCAAUGCUGCAAAUGUUGGUAAUCAUUUUGCUCAACAACAAAUGCAAGCUAUUUCAUCUACAACUCAAUCACAAUCGCAUCCUCAGCAACAGACACAGCAAAUAGUUCAAAGUCAACCUCAACCACAACCAAUGAGAGUUGUUCCUCCACAGACUGCUAAUGUUCCUAUUCAGCAGCAUGCCACAAUGCCAGUACAAGUUGUUUCUGCACCACCACCAGCAUUAUUUGAGAGACCAGUUCCCAUUCAAAUAACAUUACCUGGUAAUGCCAGUACAGGCGAUGGAAAACCUAAAGUCUUAACUAUUCAUGUUCCUGCAUCAGCUAUCCAAGGUAAUCAGUUAGCAACUAUUUUGACGGGGCCUGUGAUAACUGCAGCUAUGGGUUUUCCCGAGAAUGUUGCAUCGAAACUACUUCAACAGCAUGUUGAUAAAACUUUACAAGGUCAAUCAACUAUGCCCAUUGAAAUUAAUCAAGUUAUGACACAGGCAAAUAAUGUUCAGCAACAAAUGCCUGUACAAAAUCAAGGACAAAGUAAUAUUGCUCAACUUGAUGGUCAACAUGGAGACACUUCCGAAGACGAAGAUGAUGAAGAUGACGAAGAUGAUAACGAAGAUGAUGAUGAUGAUCUCGAAAAAGAUGACGAUGAACAAGAUGAUGCAGGAGCUCGAGAAGAGGAACCACUUAAUUCUGAGGACGACGUUACAGACGAUGAUCCAACAGAUCUAUUUGAUACUGAUAACGUUGUUGUAUGCCAGUAUGAUAAGAUUACGAGGAGUAGAAAUAAAUGGAAAUUUUAUUUAAAAGACGGAAUAAUGAAUUUAAGUGGUAAAGACUAUGUAUUUCAAAAAGCAAAUGGUGAUGCUGAGUGGUGAGCCAACUAGAAGACCUCGAAUUAUAUCAAAUUUUCCAUUUGUUUUUUCUAUAAUGAUUGGACCUUGGAAGAAUUAUUAAGAUUUGUUUAUAAUUCAUUAUUGCGACGUCGGAUCGCUAAUUAAAUGUGCAAAAUGAAAAAAUACUUUUGAUUAUAAAAACUUAUUAAUACAAAAAAAAAAAAUUUAGUUAGUAUAAUUAACAACGUGUGAAUAAAGUAGUCGAUGCACGGGUGAUGGAACAUAGGGGUGUCAAAUUUUGUUAUUGAUUUAUGGUUAAUUGAUUAUUCAUUAAUUAAUAUAUUGUUUUUUUUUGUUUCUUAUUUAAUUUUUUUUUGUCUUGAAAAACUAAGUUAUGUAGAUUUAAUAUUACCUGUAUGUAUAUUUAUCAUAACUGAUAUACGAUGAAAAUAUCAGUUCAAUCACUAAAAAAUUAGAUGAAUUUUUUAAAGAAAACUCGUUAUAUGUUUCAGAAAUUUCGUUCUUUUUUAAUAACACAGUUAUUUUGUAUUGUGGAAAAAAAAAACCCCUGAAUAAGUGAUAAUUGUAAGGAGUGAGGUAAUUUGAAAGUAUUUCGUUUCUUUUUUUAACUUAAAUGAUGAAAGAAACAAUUUCUUUUUUACGAUAUAUACAUUAACACCUUCCGUUAAUAAUAGUAAUAUUUAGUACUAAAUUUGAGAAAUCAGAAAUUCUAUUUGCUAAAUCCUCAAGUGCAUUGAAGUAAUUUUGUAAAUAAUCUUUAAGACAAAAAAAAGAAAGCAUGAAACUGCUAA
Cotesia glomerata is the source of this 2046-nucleotide messenger RNA. RefSeq names its product transcription initiation factor IIA subunit 1 (gene TfIIA-L). Gene Ontology annotation, cellular component: transcription factor TFIIA complex. The transcript is spliced from 7 exons. Gene Ontology annotation, biological process: transcription initiation at RNA polymerase II promoter; transcription by RNA polymerase II. Bases 152 to 1276 code for a protein of 374 amino acids. Lineage: Eukaryota; Metazoa; Arthropoda; Insecta; Hymenoptera; Braconidae. The record is from RefSeq and is a predicted model, not a curated record.